AUGACAAGCUCCAUCGACCUGGCUCCUCUCACCAUGGGGGCGGGGAGGCUCUUCGUCACAUCCCAGUUCUGCGCCACGGCCCGCACGCCGCCAAAAGAUCUCUCCCUCGCGGGACAGACAGCCAUCAUCACCGGGGCCAACGUCGGUCUGGGCCUGACGUGCGCAGGCCAGCUGCUGGAACACGGCCUGUCUCGCCUCAUCAUCGCCGUACGGUCCAUGGAAAGCGGGAAGGCUGCGGCCAAGGCCCUCGGAGAGAAACACCCCGCCGCCGCCAUCGAGGUCUGGGCCCUGGACAUGAUGUCGUACAAGUCGAUCCAGGCGUUCGCGGACCGGUGCUCAACGCUAUCACGGAUCGACGUCGCCAUACUGAACGCCGGAAUCGUGAGGGAAAGCUUCAACCUCUCGCCCGAGGGCCACGAGGAGAUGGUCCAGGUCAACUAUCUGUCCACCGUCCUCCUUUCCGUCCUACUCCUGCCUCUGUUGAAGGAAGAGAAAACCGCUGGGAGGCCCGGCCGGUUGACCAUUGUCAACUCGGGCGCCACCUUCAGUGCCAAGUUCCCGGAGCACGACAAGGUGCCGUUAAUAGCGGCGUUGGACGACGAGACGAACUUUGACCUCACCGAUCGAUACCAGACAUCCAAGCUCCUGGGCCAGCUCGUCAUCGGCGAUAUCGUCGAGUACGUCCGUAAGGAGGACGUCGUCGUCAAUCUAGUUGACCCGGGCUUGUGCAAAGGAUCGGGGCUUCAUCGGCAUCUGGGCGGCGGACUGAGGGCCGUCUUCGGAGUAGCCAAAGCCAUGACCGGGAGAAGUCUCGAGGAGGGAGCUUCGACGUACCUUGAUGCCGCUGUGGUCCGGGGAGACGAGACUCACGGCAGCUUCCUCAUGGAUUGGAAUAUCCAUCCAUUCGCCACGUUUGUGUACACACCAGAAGGAAAGGCCAGCGGGAAACGGCUUUGGGACGAGACUCUUCAGGAACUGGAAUUUGCCGGGGUGCACUCGAUCCUCCGCUCCAUGAAGUCAGAUUCGUCAUGA
Messenger RNA from Colletotrichum higginsianum IMI 349063, 1032 nucleotides. Its product is annotated as Short-chain dehydrogenase. The record is from RefSeq and is a predicted model, not a curated record. The transcript is spliced from 2 exons. NCBI's taxonomy places the organism in Eukaryota, Fungi, Ascomycota, Sordariomycetes, Glomerellales, Glomerellaceae. The coding region runs from base 1 to 1032 and encodes 343 amino acids.